AUGUCGACAUUCGAGCCUGUGGUUGUCAUUGACGGCAAGGGCCACUUGCUCGGCCGUCUCGCCAGCACGGUCGCCAAACAGCUACUCAACGGUCAGAAGAUCGUUGUCGUCCGAUGCGAGGCCCUCAACAUUUCCGGCGAGUUCUUCCGCGCUAAGCUCAAGUACCACGCCUACCUCCGCAAGAUCACCCGAUACAACCCUACUCGCGGUGGUCCAUUCCAUUUCCGUGCCCCGGCUCGUGUCUUCUACAAGACUGUGCGUGGUAUGGUUCCCCACAAGACUGCUCGCGGCAAGGCCGCCAUGGAGCGAUUGAAGGUCUUCGAAGGUGUUCCCGCCCCGUACGAUAAGAAGAAGAGGAUGGUCGUGCCUCAAGCCCUGAGAGUUCUGCGGUUGAAGCCCGGCCGGAAGUUCUGCACGGUCGGCCGUCUGUCUCACGAGGUUGGAUGGAAGUACCAGGAUGUGGUUGCCAGACUCGAGGAGAGACGGAAAGUCAAGGGUGCGGCAUACUACGAGCGCAAGAAGGCUGCUCGGAGACAACUUGCCGAGGCGAAGAAGACUGCCAGUGUUGAUGAUAAGGUCAAGAGCAAGCUCGCAGAGUACGGCUACUAG
Molecule: messenger RNA, 609 nt
Organism: Cyphellophora europaea CBS 101466
Lineage: Eukaryota; Fungi; Ascomycota; Eurotiomycetes; Chaetothyriales; Cyphellophoraceae
Product: 60S ribosomal protein L16
Exons: 4
Coding region: 1-609 (202 amino acids)
Biological process (GO): translation; negative regulation of translation
Cellular component (GO): ribosome; cytosolic large ribosomal subunit
Molecular function (GO): mRNA binding; structural constituent of ribosome
Source: RefSeq, a predicted model, not a curated record